GGCCGGCGGCGGCGGCUGCCCCGAGGGACACGGCCCUAGGCGGUGGCGAUGGGGGCCGCCCGGAUCACACCCGGCCUGGCGCUCCUGCUCUGCUGCCCAGUGCUCAGCUCCGCAUAUGCGCUGGUGGACGCAGAUGACGUCAUGACUAAAGAGGAACAGAUCUAUCUGCUGCACCGUGCCCAGGCCCAGUGUGAGAAGCGGCUCAAAGAAGUCCUGUGGAAGCCAGCUGACAUAAUGGAAUCAGACAAGGGAUGGACAUCUGCAUCCACAUCGGGGAAGCCCAGGAAAGAGAAGGCAUCUGAGAAGCUCUACCCUGAGUCAGAGGAAGACAAGGAGCCAUUCACUGGCAGCAGGCACCAAGGGCGCCCCUGCCUGCCUGAGUGGGACCACAUCCUAUGCUGGCCACUGGGGGCACCAGGUGAGGUGGUAGCUGUGCCCUGUCCUGAAUACAUUUAUGACUUCAAUCACAAAGGCCAUGCCUAUCGACGCUGUGACCGAAAUGGCAGCUGGGAACUGGCACCUGGACACAACCGGACAUGGGCCAACUACACCGAAUGUGUCAAGUUCCUGACUAAUGAGACUCGUGAACGGGAGGUGUUUGACCGCCUAGGCAUGAUCUACACAGUGGGCUACUCGGUGUCUCUGGCCUCCCUCACUGUGGCUGUGCUCAUCCUGGCCUACUUCAGGCGGCUGCAUUGCACACGCAACUAUAUCCACAUGCAUCUGUUCCUGUCCUUCAUGCUGCGUGCGGUGAGCAUCUUUGUCAAGGACGCGGUGCUCUACUCUGGCACUACGCUCAACGAGGCUGAGCGCCUCGCGGAGGAAGAGCUACGCGCCAUCGCCCAAGCACCUCCGUCGUCCGCCGCAGCAGCCGGCUACGCGGGCUGCCGGGUGGCUGUGACCUUCUUCCUUUACUUCCUGGCCACCAACUACUACUGGAUACUGGUGGAGGGGCUGUACCUGCACAGCCUCAUCUUCAUGGCCUUCUUCUCAGAGAAGAAGUACCUGUGGGGCUUCACAGUCUUCGGCUGGGGUGUGCCUGCUGUCUUCGUGGCCGUAUGGGUCAGUGUCAGGGCUACCCUGGCCAACACUAGGUGCUGGGACUUGAGCUCUGGGAAUAAGAAGUGGAUCAUCCAGGUGCCCAUCCUGGCCUCCAUUGUGCUCAACUUCAUCCUCUUCAGCAACAUCGUCCGGGUGCUUGCCACCAAGCUACGGGAGACCAACGCUGGCCGGUGUGACACACGGCAGCAGUACCGGAAGCUGCUGAAAUCCACGUUGGUGCUCAUGCCACUAUUUGGUGUCCACUACAUCGUCUUCAUGGCCAUGCCGUACACCGACAUUUCAGGGACGAUCUGGCAAGUCCAGAUGCACUAUGAGAUGCUCUUCAACUCCUUCCAGGGCUUUUUUGUCGCCAUCAUAUACUGUUUCUGUAAUGGUGAGGUACAGGCUGAGAUUAAGAAAUCUUGGAGUCGCUGGACACUGGCACUGGACUUCAAGCGCAAGGCACGCAGUGGAAGCAGCAGCUACAGCUAUGGCCCAAUGGUGUCUCACACGAGUGUGACUAAUGUAGGCCCCCGUGCAGGACUUGGCCUGCCUCUCAGCCCCCGCCUACUACCCACUGCUACCACCAAUGGCCACCCCCAGAUGCCUGGCCAUGCUAAGCCAGAAGCCCCAGCUUUGGAGACCUUUGAGACCAUACCACCUGCCAUAGCUGCUCCCAAGGACGAUGGGUUCCUGAAUGGCUCCUGCUCAGGUCUAGAUGAGGAGACCUCCGGACCUGAGCGGCCACCUGCCCUGCUACAGGAAGAGUGGGAGACAGUCAUGUGACCAGGCACUGGGGGUUGGUCCUGCUGACAUUGGUGGAUGGACAGAUGAACCAAGAGAUGGGUGGUUGAAUGGUUGCCCACUUAGGGCGAGGGCUGGGAGAAAAAAUAGGGGAAAAAAAAGAAAAAAAAAAGGAAAAGGAA
This is a messenger RNA of Otolemur garnettii (small-eared galago), 1967 nucleotides long. RefSeq names its product parathyroid hormone 1 receptor (gene PTH1R). The transcript has 14 exons. Gene Ontology annotation, cellular component: plasma membrane. Gene Ontology annotation, molecular function: G protein-coupled peptide receptor activity; parathyroid hormone receptor activity; peptide hormone binding. NCBI's taxonomy places the organism in Eukaryota, Metazoa, Chordata, Mammalia, Primates, Galagidae. Bases 49 to 1827 code for a protein of 592 amino acids. Gene Ontology annotation, biological process: intracellular calcium ion homeostasis; adenylate cyclase-activating G protein-coupled receptor signaling pathway; cell surface receptor signaling pathway. The record is from RefSeq and is a predicted model, not a curated record.